AUGGGGAAACGAGACCUGCAGAAGGAGAAGCAGCAGGAGCUCGCUGCUAUUUGGGGGAGUGAGGUUCAAGGAGAUGCACGUUUUCCUAAACGACGCAGGGCCGCGCAAAAAAAGGGUCUUGGUGCUGUUGAGGACAACGACGACGACGUAGAUCCAGACGUCCUGUCAGACAUUGGAAGCGAUGCCGGCAGCAUCACGAGCAAGCUCAGCGAUACAGCAAGGAAGGAAACGCGGAAGACAGUCAAAAAGAAGAGAGCCGACUAUCGCCUCCAUUGCUUUGUCGAACCCGGCACGGAACUGAACGCCGUUCGCACCGUCUUUGAGGCCUACGAGCCCAAGGUCGAAAUUCGUACAGCGCAGAAGGGCAAUUUGCUCAACAAGUCACAGUUUGCAGUGCUCACGUUUCGCAACAAGGCAAUGGCGCUCCAUGCGGUGAAGCAGCUUGACGGAACCAAUCAGCGUGAUCUGCUGGGUGUGAGUAGCCUGAAGCUGAACCUUAUGCUGACAAGGCAGCAGAGCAAGAUUGCGCGCAAAGCACUCAACCGAAAGAUCCGCCAUGAAAAAGAGCGAAAUCAGCUCAUGGAAGAGCAAGAAGACCUGGCGUUUAUUGAAAACUUUUUGAAGCAGCAUAGUAGUGCAAAGAAGAGCAAGUAA
Leishmania mexicana MHOM/GT/2001/U1103 is the source of this 654-nucleotide messenger RNA. RefSeq lists its product as hypothetical. The transcript has a single exon. Gene Ontology annotation, molecular function: RNA binding. Lineage: Eukaryota; Euglenozoa; Kinetoplastea; Trypanosomatida; Trypanosomatidae. The record is from RefSeq and is a predicted model, not a curated record. The coding region runs from base 1 to 654 and encodes 217 amino acids.